GAGGCUCGCUGUCAUUGUCAUAAUAGCGUUUUACAGCGUGUUACGCGUUGUCUAGUUUGUUUAUAAGUUAAUUAAUAGAUCAUAUAAUAUAGAAUCAGUGUCGACUAUGUCCCGCGAAAAUUAUGGUAGAAAGGGCUAUUAUAACCGGGAUAACCGUGACAGAGAGUGGAGUAGGAACGAUUACCGCUAUGAGAAACACCGGCAGUUAUCAAGGAAACGCAGCAGGACGCCUCCGAGGGAAGAAGAGAAGCGGACAAGUCGCACUCCGAGGAAGAAUGAGAAGGAGAUGAUGGAUGACAACAUUCUCAGUGAGAUCUCCAAGUUACCGGAGCCCAGCGAGCUAUGGGACAGUCACUUACAAGACGGCUUCUCUGCCCCUCAACAACAGACCUUCCCCCAAGAAGGCAAUGCGUAUGUUGGUAACUACCAGCCGUCUUACUCUGGGUUGUAUGAUGACUUCCCGUCUGUUGGUGGAGUGCCGACAGCUCCUCAACCCCCCGAGAUAUCAUCCUGGAACCAGAUGUCCCUUCCGCCGCCACCAGCCCCAACAUUCAAUGUUGAAGAUCAGAUUAAGAAAGAAGCAGCUAUUGAAUCGGAAAUGCGACACCAGAAAAUAGCGUUGUCGAAACAAAGGGAGGAUUAUAUAAAGAAAGCCGCCAUACUGAAGAAGGAGUUAGACACGCUCAAGGACCAACGUAGCGAACUCCGCGGGGACAACAAGAGGUCGCCCAGCCCGGACACUAAACGGUUCCUUAAAGAGAACACGAAGCUUCAGUUGGAGAUCCAGAACAAGCUGAAGACCAUCAACAAUGUUGUGGACAUGCUAAAUGGUAUUAUAGGGGAGGAGGCCGACCUCAACGACACGGACACGCCCACCCAGGAACGGGAACGGGAACGGGAAAGAGGAACCAAGAGGAAGUCCAGGUCGCCCUCCAACAAGAAGUUCAACUACGUGUACUAUGACCCCGAGAUGCACUGGUGUCGCGUGUGUAACGAGUUCCCAUCCACGGCCAAGGAUUACCUCAACCAUCUCCACUCGCCGGCUCAUCACAAGAUGGCGGCGGCUCACAUGGAGGCGCCGUGGCACUCGGUGACGGGCGCCAACGAGGGGUUCCCUAGCUACCCGUCCGCACCCACCAAGAGAACUCCCAUCAGAGGUCUCCAGUUCUUCGUGCCGUCGAGCGCCUGGUACUGCAAGCUGUGCGACGUGUUCAUUGGUGAUCUGCACUGUGCCUCCGCUCACCUCAAAUGUGUGCAACAUUCCAAGAACUACACGAAUUUCGUGGAGCAGAAUCCCCACUGGGAGACAGAUUGGAUGUCUGACAGACAGAAGGCGCUGGAAAAGGCUCGGGCCGGGAACAAGGUAAAGCUGGAAGACAAGCCGGCGUACACCGCGCACACCAUCACCUUCAACAAGGACGGCUUCCACACCAAGAGAAAGACGGACAGCCCCAGCAGGGCCAGCGACACGGACAAGAAGAAGAAGAAAGAGAAGAAGAAGAAGAGCAAGAGAAAGAAGAGCAGCAGCAGCAGCUCCGACUCCAGCUCGAGCGGCUCAGACAGUGAGCCCAAGAAGAAGAAGAAAAGUAAAAAAUCGAAGAAUAAGUUUGAGGAGGAGAAGUUGACCGAGUGGAUGUCCUCCAUACAGAUGGAGAGACUCAACGACAACGACAGAAAACUGCUGGACAACAUCAAGUCCAGAAUCAAGAUGGACAAGGACGACAGGCGGGAGAAGAGGGAGCAACGAGACCCGGCCAGGCAGUACCGCGACGAGCGUCGCGAAUCCCGAUCGCGAGAUGAAAGAGAUCGGAGAGAUGAGAGACGAAGAGAUGAGCGCAGAGAUGAGAGGCACGAGCGGAGAGAUGACGGGAGAGAGGAGCGACAUGAGCGGAGAGACGACGGGAGAGAGGAUAGACAUGAGCGGAGAGAUGAGGGGAGAGACGAGAGGACGGACGCGAAGAAAACAGACAUCAGGAAGAUGAUGCCCUUCAUUGGAAAGAUGCCGGUGUACAAGAAUCUAACGAAGACGUCGAAAACAGAAGAACCAAAGAAAGAGGAGAAGAAGAAGAAAGAAGACGAGGCCACCAAGAAGAGAAGAGUGGAGAUGGACGCUGAGAUACAGAAGAAGGUGGCGGAGUUCAAGGAGAAAAUCGCGAAGGCCCAACUAGAGCGCCAGCAGGCGGAGCAGAUGCCGUCUCUACUCGGAGCCAUGCCGGGAACUCUGCCCGGGACGAUGCCGCCCGCCAUGACACACGCCUUCCUGCCGCCUCCGCCGGCUCCAACGGCGCCGGCUCACCUGCCCAAGGACUUCCAGGACGCUCUGGACAUCAUCUUCCCGUCGGAGGUGAAGGGCGACGGGCAGGCCGAGAUGUACCAGACCGUGCCGGGUCUGGCGCCGCCCGGGGCCUUCCCGGGACUCAUGGGCGGCAUGAUGGCUCCCUUUCAACAGCUGGGUCUGCUGGCUCAGCCGCCGGUCGUCGUGGGCUUCGACGUGAACACCGGCAUGUUCCAGCAACAGGUGUACGACGCUCACGUCACCCCCACCACCACCACCCCCGCCGACACCACCACCACCACCACCACCACCAACGACAACAAGACGCCGGCUCACACCGGCGAAGUAAUGGAGAAGAAGGACCCAACUUCCAGGAACAAGGAGGAGCUGGAGGAAUUGGCGCUGCUCGGGAUAGACGCCAGUGAUGUAGGGGCCGGCAUGUAAAGGACAGGCUCAUGUGGCGCCGAGUGACAUCUGUACAAUGUACAUACAUAUAUAUAGUUUAACAUUGUUAAUUAAAUGCAGUAUAAAAUGAAGUCGCCGUCCGCGCCGGCUGUAAGCGAGGAGCUGAAGGAAUGAACAUUGACCGGCGCACCACAGACCGAACGACCUCCUCACAAGGAACCACUGAAGCAAUGUUUAUAGUUGAUGUAUGAAUUAAUUCAUUUGGUGAAUAAAGUGUUUUAAACAGGUACACGGUCAGUCCACGAGCACUACAUUACUAUUGGUAUGCCGUAGUAAUUAUACAUUAUUACUGAGUUGAUGUUUAGAACAAUAUAAAGUUAUGAAGAAAUAGGAAUUAUACGCGUUUUCGUUAAGUAUGUGAGUUGAUGAGUAACCACGAGAUGCGACCGGAGCUCACUGAGGACGGGGGAUACUGAGCGAUAGCUUGGUAUAAUUAUUAUUACAAAGACAUUUUGAUUCACACACACUAGGCCGGGUGAGGGGUGACCAAAAAACAAAUGACAGAAUUAAUAUGUCGUUCAGAACAAGACAUUAGUUGUUACCACUUUAACUGAAUACAUUUUGAAUUCGUCCAAA
Molecule: messenger RNA, 3316 nt
Organism: Danaus plexippus (monarch butterfly)
Lineage: Eukaryota; Metazoa; Arthropoda; Insecta; Lepidoptera; Nymphalidae
Product: zinc finger matrin-type protein CG9776
Exons: 14
Coding region: 107-2719 (870 amino acids)
Biological process (GO): negative regulation of DNA-templated transcription; positive regulation of DNA-templated transcription
Cellular component (GO): nucleoplasm
Molecular function (GO): nucleic acid binding; zinc ion binding
Source: RefSeq, a predicted model, not a curated record